This is a messenger RNA of Ficedula albicollis (Collared flycatcher), 1750 nucleotides long. RefSeq names its product transmembrane protein 237 (gene TMEM237). The coding region runs from base 531 to 1709 and encodes 392 amino acids. The record is from RefSeq and is a predicted model, not a curated record. Gene Ontology annotation, cellular component: ciliary transition zone. Lineage: Eukaryota; Metazoa; Chordata; Aves; Passeriformes; Muscicapidae. Gene Ontology annotation, biological process: cilium assembly. The transcript is spliced from 13 exons.
CAUUUAAUAUUUGCUGCCACAAGAUGCUGGAAACAAUAAAAGUAAUGAGAUCUGGCGUUGACCAAUACUUUUUUCCCUUAUGGUAUAAUGUGGCCAGUCCCCACCAGUUUGCUGGGUGCUGCUUAUGCAGUUCUCUACAUGUGUAAAUGGCAUUUGCUGUCAGCCUUCAGCAUGGCCAAAAUCCAAGUGAGAGAUUUGAGGUCUAAUCCCACAAACCCUUCCUUGCAUGAGGCAUUUCAUUUGCUUUGGGUAAACAAACCAAUGCAGAUUUGUUUAUAGGAACCUGUACCAGCAUGUAGAGUUAAGGGUUUUUUAGUGCAAGUAACAUUUGCUGCCUUUGAACAACGUGCCCUUGUUUCAGAUGGGAGUAGUUCUGGGUCCUGACCCAGGAGCAGGAGGGUUCAUGUCCAGCUAAUCCUGGCUGCAUGAAGUUUAUUUUUAGUUCAGAAUUAGCUGAGGUUCAAUGUGAGCAGCGUGAGGGAGCAUAGACCAGUUCACAGUGCCUCUUUCAGGGAACAACUUCAAAUGAUAUGGGAAAGAAACAAGUGUGCCCACCUCGUGCCCUUCCUCCAGUGCCAAGUGGAAGCCAAGAUGAAAUUCCACUCAGUCGUCCCAAAAAAAGGAAAUCCAAAGGAAAGAUUCCAUUAGAUGGCAUUGUGCAAGCAGCAGUUCGUCGGCCGUCUGAGAGCAGCGAGCCCCUGACUCCUGAACCUCCUGAUGCCCCUCCUCAGAGGAAACGCAAGAAGAAGAAAGUACCUACUGAUUCUGAGACCUCUUUUACCCAGAAAAAUGUGGCAUCCCUAUUUCAGAAUGGAAAUGGCAUGGAUGUCCCUGAAGCUGAAGAAACAGUGAUCCGCAAACAGAGAAAAAGAACAAAGAAACCUCGGCCAGCUGAAGUGAGCUCCAAUGAGCUGGAGGUGGAGGAGGAGGACAUCAUUGAAGAUGAGCACAGGAAGAGCCCAGACCAGCAGCCUGUGUUUGCUGCUCCCACUGGAAUUAGUCAGCCUGUUAGCAAAGUGUUUGUUGAAAAAAAUCGGCGUUUUCAGGCAGCUGAUCGUGCAGAAUUGAUUAAAACCACUGAAAAUAUCAAUGUACUUCUGGAUGUGAAGGCUUCAUGGACUACUAGAGAUGUUGCCCUCUCAGUGCAUCGAAGUUUCAGGGUGUUGGGCCUCUUCACCCAUGGCUUCCUGGCUGGUUAUGCUGUAUGGAACAUCGUGGUUAUCUACAUUUUGGCAGGAAAUGAACUUUCUAUGGUUUCUAACCUGCUUGAGCAGUAUAAGACAAUAGCAUACCCAGCUCAAAGUUUGUUCUAUUUUUUGCUGUCUAUCAGUACAGUCUCAGCCUUUGACAGGAUUGAUCUGGCAAAAGCAUCAGUUGCACUGAGGGGCUUUCUUACCCUAGACCCAGCAGCACUAGCUUCUUUCUUGUACUUUGCUGCUCUUAUCUUAUCCUUAAGCCAGCAGAUGACAUGUGACAGAAUCAACCUCUACACGCCACCAUCGGAAAAUGGCAGUAUCUGGACUGCAGGUACAGAGGCAGAAAUUGUUCACUCGUGGGUUGUGGUGAAUCUCGUAGUGUCUGUUCUAGUUGGGACAAGUUGGAUCUUCUUAAGUUCCCGACCAGAGCUAGACCACAGUGAAGAAUUGAUGUUUCAUUCUGAAAUUGAGGAAUUUCCUCAUGGAGAUGUCAUACCCAGAGUCCAGCCAUAAGUGUGGAACAAGAAUCUGCAUAUAUUAUAGCUGUGACUGAU